This is a messenger RNA of Colletotrichum godetiae, 975 nucleotides long. RefSeq lists its product as uncharacterized. Lineage: Eukaryota; Fungi; Ascomycota; Sordariomycetes; Glomerellales; Glomerellaceae. The transcript has 3 exons. The record is from RefSeq and is a predicted model, not a curated record. The coding region runs from base 157 to 852 and encodes 231 amino acids.
CAGCACAUAAAUUAUGAGUCCGGGUCAUGACCAAGACCACUGAGCGCGUCUGACUGCUGGUAUCAACGCUACUUCUUCCCGGCCUAACAUCCCAGGAAUGUCUCGCAGCGCGACCUAGCAGGACAACAGGAGAGCCAAACGGAUCGUCUCUCUUACAUGUCCGGUCAUCAACCCCCUGCAAAGCAAUCAAGCAUACACAGGCCACUUCGACAAUGUAACAGCCGCUGCAGCGACUGUGAGGACCGGGUCUUUUCUAUCGGACACUCGGUAACAAAGAAGCAAGUAUGCAGAGAGAGCUAUCAAAAGGUUGUGGCUCUACUCCCCGGUCCUAAAGAACUCUCCCGCUACAUGCGGCGUCCGCGCCGCAGACUCGACAGGGAGUGCGUUCCCAAUAAGGCUUCUAUCAGCAGGCCUCCUUGCCUAAACAUUUACAAGGGCUGUGCAGUGGCGGGAGAAGACAAGGCGAAACAAAAUUCGAAGGGGGCCUUGACUUGGCUUAUAAUUAGCCACCCCCGUCUCUGUACGGCUUGCGGCAGAAGGACCCGGCAUGCUGGUUGCCUUACGAAAUUGUCAAAAAGGCGGUCAAGGGAGAAAACCUACAGCAUUUAUUCUACGAAGAGCCAUCUCAUCAGCUUCAAUUCCUCGAUUCUCACUCCCGACACUUACCCCCCGACGCUCUCUCUGUCUUCGCGGAAUUUGUCUCUCGCGCAAGGUCAACCCGACAAGCCCAAGCUCCUAAGUAAAGGAGCGGGUUGGCCGAGGAGCAGUGAGAGUACCGGCCUAGAUUUCUUUAUGCCAUUCCAGCAAGAGGAAAGUCUCUUUGGCUUGAAUAUCAGGCAUCGUGACUUCUGAGCACACCACACCCCCUGUCCUUGCAGGACUGUACCCCUUGGGGCGGCAACAUUCAUUCCAGGUGACACAAAGAGGGCUUUAGCCGAGAGGACUUCCACAUCAUGAAAAUUUGGCAGGCAGGAA